Molecule: messenger RNA, 2177 nt
Organism: Cornus florida
Lineage: Eukaryota; Viridiplantae; Streptophyta; Magnoliopsida; Cornales; Cornaceae
Product: pentatricopeptide repeat-containing protein At2g27800, mitochondrial-like
Exons: 1
Coding region: 587-1954 (455 amino acids)
Molecular function (GO): protein binding
Source: RefSeq, a predicted model, not a curated record
UCGGAGAGGAAAACAAUUCUUUCGCCGGUCGUCUCCCUGGCUCCACUUUAUCUGCCUUCCUCUCUCCGUUCAGCUGCUCUUUUGAUUUUCUAGAGAGAGAAACUAGAGAGAGAGAGAGAAAGAAAGCGAAGGUGGGGGUCUUGGUUUCAGAGAUCUACAGGGCUUAACCCCUAACGGUACAAACUCUCUUUCUUCCUUCUGCCCUAGAUACUGCAAAAGCAACUAUUUAGAUUGUCGUUCGUUUCUUUUCUAUUGGAAUCCACAACGCCUUAAAAGAAAAAAAGUCUGAUAUUCGAACGCGAACUUUUGAUUGGAAGUGUCCUGUUUUAGUUCGAUAGUCUCUUUCUUCUCUUCCAAUUAGGUUUUAAUCGAAUAUGCAUAUACGUGUAUACUAUAUAUAUUGAUGAAUGUGUAUAAACUGCUUCAGAAAUUCAGUUUAUCGAUUCCUAACUUCAGAUGAAAUUCAGUUUAUCGAUUCCUUACUUCAGAUUCAUAAAAUCUUAUGAAUCCGCUGGUGUAAAAUGGGUUGUUUUAUUUUUGAUUAACUUGAUAUUCCUUGGAUGUAUUUGAUUGAAAUUGGGGUUUGAUGAGUAUGCUGUUAGUGCGUAGAGAUCGUUCGCAGUUCAAUAGAAGCUCUAUAAAUCAACUUUUCUGUAUAAGGCCAUCUCACAUUUAUCUUCCUGACUCGAAAACAGUCAGUAACUGUUCACAUUUCACCUCUCUGCCUGCUUUCUCAAAUUUUUCUUGUCAUUCUGAUCUCAUAAGCAAUACAUUGAAUUCCAUACAUCUUUUAACUCGGCCCCGAAUCGCCACAAGUGCCACCAAAACGUUUUCAAAUGCAUUUCUAUGCAGAUACAUGCUUGUUUCGUUCUAUUCUUGGAACCCAAAUAGACCCCCACCAAGAUCCUUGGGAAGGACUUUCCGGAGAAGAUCAAAAGCUGCCGCCAAACCUUCUCUGGAUGAUGCCCAAUUUCAGCGGGCUCUAUCCCAACUCCCACCAAGAUUUAUUCCCGAAGAACUAUGCAAUGUCAUAACUCUUGAAGAAGAUCCUCUAGUGUGUUUGGAGCUAUUUAAUUGGGCGUCGCAACAGCCCAGGUUCAAGCAUGAUGUCUCCACGUAUCACAUCACUAUAAAAAAGCUUGGGGCUGCAAAAUUGUACGAGGAAAUGGAUGCUGUUGUUAACCAAGUACUUUCUGUUCCUUUUAUUGGUUCAGAGGCUCUAUUCAACACCAUGAUCUACUUCUUUACAGAAGCUCGAAAACUGACAAGAGCAGUCAAUAUUUAUAAACACAUGAGGAAUAGCAAGAAAUUGGACUGUAGGCCUUCAAUUAGGACAUGUAAUAUUCUAUUCGCUGCUCUUCUAAGUAGGGGAAGCAAUUCCUAUGUAAACCACAUGUAUAUGGAGACUAUUAGAUGUCUCUUCAAGCAAAUGGUGAAUGAUGGGAUCGACCCAGAUAUUUUUUCAUUGAAUUCUAUGAUAAAAGGGUAUGUCCUGUCGCUACACGUCAAUGAUGCCCUCAGAAUAUUCCAUCAGAUGGAUGUCGUCUAUAACUGUCAGCCUAAUUCAUUUUCCUAUGAUUAUUUGAUCCAUGGAUUAUGUGUUCAAGGCCGAACAAACAAUGCUAGAGAAUUGUGUGCUGAAAUGAAGAGAAAAGGGUUUGUCCCAAGCUGUAAAACAUACAACUCCCUUGUGAAUGCUUUUGCUCUUGGUGGAGAGAUUGAUGAGGCAGUCAGUUUUCUGUGGGAGAUGUCUGAAAAGCACCGGUCUGCUGAUUUCAUUACAUACAGGACAGUCCUUGAUGAAAUCUGUCGGAGACGCAGGGUUGAAGAUGCCAUGAGCUUGUUGAAGGAGUUGCAAGAGAAUGACUUUGUGGAUGGACAUAUUUUUAGGAAGCUCCUCUACGAACUUGAAGACAAAUUGGGAACUUCAAAUGACAGAAAUUGUUUCAGGUAAAACCGUAAAAGUCACUGGAAGUUCUUUUGAUUGCAAAUGUGGGGCAUAUGAUUCAUGUUCUAUGGAUACGGAGGUGCUUGUACAUUCUUUAAUAUUGUUUUUGAGUGCUAUGCCUGGAUCCAGGUUGGUGAGUGAGGUGAUAUUGUAUUUAGUUGGCACUUAUUCCGUGGUAUGUCAAUAACACAUGCCUUGAUGUUGGAACUAAGCAUCUUUGUUUUUGAAA